ACACCAUGGCCGCGUCGCGUGCUAAAUGUCGUUGCGUUCUAUUGCUUGCUUCGGAAUUGUUCAUACUUUCAUUGCCUGGCCGUCAACAUGUCUCUCCAAUCUGACCUGACCAUCGACGCGUCCAAAUUCGACCGCAAGCUUGCCGACAAGCAGACCGAAGAGUUCAAUGAGAAGCUGAUCAAGAUCUGGGCCGACGGGCCCCGGUGGUACAAGGUCGGCGCAGAAGCGUACCGCAAGCUUCGCUGGGAAGGCAAGACACCGCUCCCAAAGCCCGUCGUGCUCCCUGAGGGCAUCAACGGCGCGAUCCCCUCGCGCGAUGCUGGCCGAGAGAUCCCGUACCGCGUGUUCAAGCCUGCGGGCGGGGUGAGCAAGGGGAUCCACCUCCACAUCCACGGUGGAGGGUGGGUGUUGCAGUCAGAGCAUUACCAGGAUCACUACCUGAAGUAUAUGGCGGACCACUACGAGGUGACGGUGUUUUCGGUCGGGUACAGACUCGCGCCCGAAGACCCGUGGCCCGCAGGCGGCAACGACUGCUACGACGCAGCGGAGUGGCUCGUGGACAACGGCCCGUCAGUGUUCGGCGGCGAGCUGAUGUUCACCGGCGGCGAAUCCGCCGGCGGCCACCUCGCCUGCCUCGUAGCAUUCCACCUGCUAGAAACCCGCCCCGCGUUCGCCUUCCGCGGGCUGCUACUGCACUUCGGCUGCUUCGACCUCUCCGGGUUCCUGCCGCACGUGGCGCACCACGAGAAGCACCUCGUGAUCGACCACGACGUGAUGAGCGCGUACAUCCAGGCGCUGCUGCCGGGCACGACGAUGGAGCAGCGGCGGGACCCCAGCAUCUCGCCGUUCUUCAGGGACAUCCGCGGCUUGAAGCUGCCACCCGCGCUGUUCACGUGCGGCAGCGAGGAUCCGCUGCUCGACGACACGGUGUUUAUGGGCGCCAAGUGGCAGAUGUGGGGGAAUGAGGCGGUGGUCAAGAUUUAUAAUGGCGCGCCGCAUGGGUUUAUUGGGAAUCCGGUGGGGACGAUUAGGAGUGUGGAUGAGGGGCUGCAGGACAGUGUUUCGUUUGUGAAGGCGAAGAUGGGGGCGUGAUUGAGAGGCAUUAGACGUUUGAAUAUGUAUUCUCAAAUGCUGUUCGAUCUUGUAGAUGUGCUAGCUCCCGUUUUCGUAUGCUGUUCAAUCUUGCAGGUACGUUAGCUAUCCACGGUAUUGAUAAGUAAGACGUUUAGAUAUCUAUCUAAAUAUAAGGCUAUUGGAUCUUGCAGAUAUGUGAGCUCAUAUUUCCAUGCUGCUUGAUCUCGCAGGCAUGUUAGCUAUGCAGUCACGGUGAUGAUAUUUU
Molecule: messenger RNA, 1339 nt
Organism: Boeremia exigua
Lineage: Eukaryota; Fungi; Ascomycota; Dothideomycetes; Pleosporales; Didymellaceae
Product: Alpha/Beta hydrolase protein
Exons: 4
Coding region: 88-1092 (334 amino acids)
Biological process (GO): triglyceride catabolic process
Cellular component (GO): cytosol
Molecular function (GO): sterol ester esterase activity; triacylglycerol lipase activity
Source: RefSeq, a predicted model, not a curated record